Cotesia glomerata is the source of this 1456-nucleotide messenger RNA. RefSeq names its product odorant receptor 4-like. Bases 232 to 1395 code for a protein of 387 amino acids. Gene Ontology annotation, biological process: sensory perception of smell; detection of chemical stimulus involved in sensory perception of smell. Gene Ontology annotation, cellular component: plasma membrane. Gene Ontology annotation, molecular function: olfactory receptor activity; odorant binding. The transcript has 5 exons. NCBI's taxonomy places the organism in Eukaryota, Metazoa, Arthropoda, Insecta, Hymenoptera, Braconidae. The record is from RefSeq and is a predicted model, not a curated record.
UCGAUAUAAAAACUAUUACUGCAGUGAUUGUUGCAAUCAACAGUCAUAGCCUACGAGUUUUUAAUAUUAAAUGGACAAUUAAGUUUGCGAGUACCCUUCUACCCGUUCAUCCACAUUAGUUAGGUGCCCAUAUGCUCUUAAACGGUUCUCAGCAAAUUGUAUUUUUAAAAUUGCACUCUAAAUUGGCUUUUUGAACUACACAUUUAUCAAUUUCUGUCCAUAACUCGAAUCAUGGUUCAAGACAAGCAGUUAGAGUUUGUUAAAUUCAAAAACAUUAUGAGAAAACUUGUAUUCACUGUCGGCUUAUGGACAAAAGAAGACUCCAGUUUUUUACACCGUUCAUUACUUAUCAUUUAUCUUUUGUUUUACAUAAUUCCUGUUAUCGGCGCAUGUAACUUUCUUAUCACUAACAUUUCUAAUAUAAGUCUCGCAACAAGAGCUGUGACCCAGCUGCUGGGAUUUUUGACUGUUACUUUAAAAGCAGCGUGUUUCAUAAUCAACCGCAAAGAUGCGAACGAUCUACACUCGGUGCUAGAUCUGUACUUUGAAAAACUACUGCAUUCGCCAAAAAUGUCUAAUAUGGUGCUGGGUAAAGUCAGGACUUUUCGACGCUGGCCAACAUUUAUCACAACAUUUGUCACAAUUGUAUGCAUGUCUUAUGCGAUCAUUCCGAUCAUUUCAAUCGUAAAACAAUUGCGACAUCGAGUAUGGCCGAUUCAGUACAAUCUUCUUUAUCUGACGAUAUAUCCUAUGAAAGCUCGCCGCAGCAGUUUGCUCUACAAUUUUUAUUUUUUUGACGAGUACGUAAUGACUAUAAGCAUGAUUUUUAUUACCUCGAGUUUAGAUUCGCUUUUUACGUACUACAUUUUUCAAUUAAUUGGAAUGUUACGGGAAAUUUCGUAUCAUAUUUCAAUAAUCGAUGAUAAAAAUGGUGAAAUAAUCGUACGUCAGUGUGUUGACAAGUAUCAAGUAUUGCUAAAAGCUUGUAAUCAAUUGAGAAAAAUUUAUGGACCAAUUAUUUUGUGGACCAUGAAUGUCAACGCGCUUAUUCUUUGUGCUGCAAUUUUUCAACUAUCUAUUGCAAAAACGAUACCAGUCAUCUCGAUGAUUAUAUUCGCAGCGCACGCAAGUCUAAAAUUGGUUCAAGUGUACGUUUAUGCUUGGUCUGGUACUCAGCUUACUAUUGAGAGCGAAAAAUUCAGAGAGAGUAUCUACGCCGCUAAUUGGGCUGGCAACGCUCGGCUUAAGUCUUCAAUAAUUAUAAUGUUAGCCCAAAAACCACUUAUAUUAACUGCCUGCGGCUUAUUGAAUGUGACUAUUGAGAUGUUCGUAAAAGUCAUAAAUACUUCGGUGUCUUACUUUUUGUUGUUGAAAACUUUUGACCAAAAAGUUUGACAGACUUUAACAAGCUAUUAUUUUUCACUUACAAUAAUUUUAUUUAUAAUAUCGAAUAAUU